Astrephomene gubernaculifera is the source of this 3187-nucleotide messenger RNA. Lineage: Eukaryota; Viridiplantae; Chlorophyta; Chlorophyceae; Chlamydomonadales; Astrephomenaceae. The record is from the annotation of a GenBank genome assembly.
UACAUACUUCGCAACACCGAGGCCAUACAGUUUUGAUGCGACCACAACAACUUCCGAGCGUGAAGAAAACCCCGGUCUUUUUACCCAACGCAUACAGUUUCGCUUAUGAAAGGAAAUGAUUAUUUACUCAUGCCAUAAGAUAUGCGCUGCAACAAGCGACUACGAACUGAUGUUUACCGGUAUCCUGCGGCCUGUCCUCUCUUAAAGCAACCACUGGGCGCGCAAGGACUAGUAGCGUUGCUCAUGUAGUAUGGCUUCUGCUUGUGAGGUCGACGAUGUCGCGGGAGACUUGCUUCGUGUGGCAGCUCAGCUGCAGUGGUUUGCGGCAUCUGUUCUUGGUCUGGAGCUCGACUAUGUGACGCCCGACUUGCAAGGAUUAUGUGGUUGGAUAGGAGCUGCAAAGCUUGAGGGUAAACACCCGGUUUUGAUACAUUUCCGGGAACCAAAUAGCCUUGCCGAUGCUGCUGCCACAGCCUCCCAAGCGCCCCCCGUUUCGUCGGCAUCAAACAGAAAUGCGACAGUAUCUCUGGCCAGGUACUUAGACGAGAUACCGGACGGAGUUUUAAACCCUACUAGUCUGUCGGGCGCAGCGAAUGGGUCCGCAAGUGGAGUGGCGGGUUUUCCGCGUUCGCCAAUCGCGCAGCCCGCAUCCGCUGCUGCAACCUUGCAGCCUGACCAUCCAAACAUCGCCGUUCUCCUUGACGCAACACAAGCUGGAAUCCUACCGUCUGGCGAGAACUCGGGCACGGGCGGCGAUGGUAAUAGCAGCAGUGGUUGCAGCAGGAGCAACGGAGCUUCUUGUGCGCCCUCAAAUCAUGGCGCGCAUUCCAGUUGCACGACACCUCCUCCCACCUCCCCUUAUCCUCACCCACCGUUACGGCCGUCCCUUGGCAUCGCUUGGCACCCGGGUUGCAGCCUUGCAGACUGCCUGCGCAAUCCGGCAGCGGCGGCCGCAUGUGGGUUGUACACCCCCCGCGGGGGCGGCGGCAGCAGCAGCCCUAGCGCAGUAGCAAGCGAGGACCAGUUCCUCCGCUUCCUGCUGCUGCAGCUGGUCGCAGCGGUGUGCCACGUUCACGCGCUCGGCCGGCCGGUUGGGGGCAUCAGCACAGCCACCAUGCUGCUGCAGCCGGCCGGGUGGGUGCAGCUGCUGGCGUCCCCGCCACCACCGCCCCCGCCCUCAGGGCUAGCAGCAGGGCAGGACGAGCGACUGCAGCAGGAACCGCCGCAGCAGCUUCGGCAGCCUCUGCAGCAGCAACAAGCAGCGCCCCACCUUGCAGCAACCAACCAUCAACCUGUACCCUGGCCAGCAGAUGGUCAUGCUGCUCACCCUUCAGCCUCCUCCACCCCGCCGCCGCAGCACCUCCUCCCGCCCGUUCCUGCACUCCCCCGGCUGCCCGCCUACCUGCGCCCCGCACCCCCCACCCUGCCCGCCCUCACCCUCGCCUGGCAGCAGCACCAGCUCUCCUCCCUGGACUAUCUGCUGUUGCUGAACCUCAUGGCGGGGCGCCGCCUGGGGGACCGCACCCUGCACCCCUUCGUCCCAUGGGUCACUGACUUCACGGUGCCGCCAGCCGUCAUGCUGGGCCUUGUCCCGCCGCCGCUGCCGCCCUCGGCGUCCGCCAGUGCCGGUGCGGGUGUGCGCGCUGGCGGCGCCGCGAACCGCAGCACCGAGCAACUGAGGAGUGACACCGCUGAUGGCCGCAGCGAGGAUGCCCGCAUCGCAGCAGCGACAGUGUGCGUUAGCAGGAGCAGCAGCAUUAGCGGCGGCGUGGGAGGCGGGGUGGCAGGUGGCGUGGGAGGUGGCGUUCACAGCAGCAGCGGGGGCAGCAGCAGCAGCAGCGGUGGAGGCUGCGGCGGCAGUGGUGGCGGCAGUGGUGGUGGUUGGCACGAGCUGACUCAGUCGCGCUACCGGCAGUCCAAGGGGGACCUGCAGCUGGACAUGACGUACUCGACGUCGGAGGUGCCGCACCACAUACCGCAGGAGCCGCUUUCGGAGCUGAGCUACUGCAUCUACAUGGCGCGCGUGACGCCGCGUGCCGUACUGCAACGUGCCGUGCGAGCGCACUUUGAGCCCCGCGAGUACCCCCCCUCCCUGGCGGCCAUGAUGGCGCAGAGCCCCGACGAGUGCCUGCCGCAGCUCUACACCCACCCCGGCGUGUUCAGCUCCAUGCACCCGGAGCUGCCCGACCUGCAACUGCCCGAGUGGGCCGCCAGCGCGCAGGACUUCAUCGCAUGGCACCGGGCCCUCCUGGAGUCCGACCACGUCUCCAGCAAGCUGCCCGACUGGAUCGACCUCAUGUUCGGCUACAAGCUGCGGGGCCAGGCAGCGGUGGCGGCGAAGAACGUGUACCUGCCGCCGCAGCAGACCCCAACCCAGCAGCAAUCUCCAGCAUCGGUCUUUGGCAGCGGUGGGAGCGGCGGGGAUGUGGGACACGGCGGUGGCAGUGCGGGUUGCAAGCCGCAUGCGAUGCUGCAUGCGGGCUGCUCGCCGCCGUACGCGCCGACUGGCAUGCAUGCGCCGCUGUUCCUGACGCCACAUCCUCCGCGGCGACCACGACCCGCGUCACCUUUCGGGGCGUCCUGUUCGUCUCGCUGGCUUCCGUCCUCAGCAAGGCAGACGCAAGGGGUAAAGGUGCAGGGUUCUCCGCGCCGUGCAGCUGCAUACGCGGCUGCUGCAGCAGCAUCAACACGACAUCCGAACCCGAGGAUCCGGCCAAGCCAGCCAACAACCCCCGCAUCCGUGUACACGGUGACGCCACACACUUCCUCUCUCGGCGCCAGCAGCUCUCAUGCCAGCACGAGUGGCAACGGCACCAGCUCCGUCCCCCCUCCUCCUCCUCCCUCUUCUCUCCCUCCCCCGCCGCUGCCCUCGCUGCUGACCCCGCUGGACUCCCUGGAGCUGCUGGCGGCAGCAGCGGGGCGCGAGGGCGGCCUGGCCCUCCACACAAACUACUUCUCCGUGCCGAGCGCCGCGUUGCAUGGUGAGGAGCAAAGGGGAGGAAGGGGGGGCGGCUGCCAUGCCGGUAAUCCGCACCAGCGGCGGCGGCGGUGGCUGGGGAACCCCGCGGGCCCCUGGCGCAGGUUCCGCCAGCGGCAGCAGCAGCAGCGGCAGCAGCGGGGUGGCUCGGGCACCGGGGCCCAGCAGCUGCAGCAGCUUGCAUCGUUGUCACCGCAGGCGCCAGAGGGG